AUGAAACCAAAAAUUGGAAAAGAUACACCAUCUACUUUAACAAUAACGCCAAUGACAAGACGUUUGAGAGCUGGUGGACUAGUUGCAAAAGAAAAAGCUAGCGAGAAACGUAAAGCAAUGGAGAAUAUUGCAGCAAAUGAAUUUUUUAAAUUUGCUGAUGCCUAUACUCCUGAAGAACAUUUUUUCCCAUUACAUGUAAAGCCAUCCGGUGAAUUAUAUUAUAUUCCAGAGAAAAAGGUGAAACAAAUGUUAUACGUUGUAAACAAAUUAAAAAAAUGCUCCCUAGAAUCCAUUGUGAGUGACGUAACAUGGGAGUCAUCUACAACAGAAGGUGAUGAUGAUGAUGACGAAGACCAAUUUAUUUUAGAUUUUAAAACAGAUAAAGUGUUAGCGAAAGCAAAUCAUUGUGAAUUGUUAGCACAUGAAAUUGAACAAUAUUAUUAUACAAAAUCCGGAGAUGGACCUUCUACUUGUAGUCCAAAGUCGGCCGAAGCACCACCCAACAAAACAGAUUAUAAUAAUUUACGUCGGUCGAUAUCAUUGCCAAUAAUUAAAGUUCCAAAAGUGACACGUCGUUUAAAGAAAGUACCAGUGGUUAGUAAAGCUGUGAGCGAUGAUAAUUUAAAUUUGUUUUUAGCAGAUAUUACUCAACAUCGAUUAGUAUACACUCGUUCGAUCGAACAAGUUGAAAAAAAAGAAAUGUUUUUGAAUGUCGAUGAUGAAAUCGAUCCGCAAAUUUUAGAGAGACAUGUUCGUUUUGCAUCGAAUGAAUUAAAAAAAUUUAAAGAACUAGAUUUUAUCGAAGAUGUUAAACCGUCGACAAGUAAAACAAGUGUUGAGACUGAUAGCAAUCGACCCACAUUUUACGAUCUGAUUGAUCAAGAUGUUUCUACCUAUGAUGAAAUUAAUGAUACAAUCUAUAGAGAAAUUAAUGAAGUUAAAGCAUCAAUUUGUGGAACUAAGGAUAAAAUGGGUACAAAAUUUCGCCCUACAAAAGAUGAUUUUCAUAUCACAUUUGAUAAUUACGAUAAGGAAUCGUUGCCGAAUAUCGAAGAAAAAGAAAAAUAUCAUGACUUAUCCCGACCAUCAACUAGUAGUGGAAUCUACCAAAAAGAAAUGGAACCCCUCCCAAUUUCUGAAGAUGAAAGAGAUAUAACGUACGAACAACCAAAAUUUAAUAAAGCUGAACGAUAUUUAUUGGAAAAACUUUUAAAAGAUGAACAUGUUUUGAAUAAAACCAAACAAUUAAUUAAAAUGAAACGUCGCGAGAAACAAGACGAUGAUACGGAGGAGCAAUUAACAGAUGAACAAAUUUUAGACAAAAUUAAAAAUAAACCAAAACGCUUCAAUGUUUAUACAUUACAGAAAUUGCAAACUGAAUUCGAUACUAGUACAAUUGGUGAUGGCAGAAAGGCAAUGGUAACGGAUAGCAAAAAAUCAAAGGUUACUCAGGGUAAACGAACUAUGGCAGCUGAUGCCAGAAAAUCAAUGACAAUACCAUGUUGUGUUAGUAUGAAUCCACCAGAAAUUUUGAGUACCACAGAUGGUUCAGAAAUUGAAAUGAAGAGUUUUACGGAAAAUGAUUCUGAUUCAAUAACAGAUUGCGAAUUAAGUGAUUUUGAUGAAAGUGUUUGUAGGAAAUAUUUGAAAAAAUAUAAGAAAAAGGUACCUAGUAAACAAGCUAAAGCAUCUACAAAAUUAAGUUUCAUUUCUUUAUCAAAUAUUCCAAUUAUUGGGCGUCUUUUUCAAAGAAAAUCUUAA
Chrysoperla carnea is the source of this 1761-nucleotide messenger RNA. RefSeq lists its product as uncharacterized. Lineage: Eukaryota; Metazoa; Arthropoda; Insecta; Neuroptera; Chrysopidae. Bases 1 to 1761 code for a protein of 586 amino acids. The transcript has 4 exons. The record is from RefSeq and is a predicted model, not a curated record.